Molecule: messenger RNA, 1553 nt
Organism: Mytilus californianus (California mussel)
Lineage: Eukaryota; Metazoa; Mollusca; Bivalvia; Mytilida; Mytilidae
Product: GDP-fucose protein O-fucosyltransferase 2-like
Exons: 9
Coding region: 47-1348 (433 amino acids)
Biological process (GO): protein O-linked glycosylation via fucose
Molecular function (GO): peptide-O-fucosyltransferase activity
Source: RefSeq, a predicted model, not a curated record
GAAGCAGUUUAUAUAGGAAGCUUUCGUGGCAACACAGGAUUAGAAAAUGCAAAUCAAGACACAAUUCUGCAUUGUAUUGUUUAAUACUAUUGUAUUAGCAUCACAUGCUCAUGAAAAAGUUGACGUUUUCAAACCAGAUACUCAUUCGCACGUUGAAUUUGGAGAGGCAAAAUCUGUGAGGUACUUGCUGUAUGAUGUUAACCCAGGGGAAGGUUUUAAUCUAAGACGGGAUGUUUUUAUGAGAGUUGCAAAUUUAGUCAAAUUUUUGAAUGAAGAUGAACCUUGGGUUCUUGUACUACCGCCAUGGGGAAGACUUUACCAUUGGAAGUCACAAGACCUCAACCAGAUCAAGGUCAAGUGGUCAACUUUCUUUGACCUUGCAAGUCUAAGAGAACACAUCCCUGUUAUUGAAUUUGAAGAUUAUUUGACAGUAAUGGGAGAAGAAGUAGUGGAAGAAAUUUAUUACCUUCAACGAUACAAAGAAGGAUGGACUAAUGGAAAGUGGGAGGAAAAAAUGGACAUCAGAGACUGUAUAGAUAGAGUACCUUACCAAAAGGAUGACGAUGGUAAAUGGAGAGGAUGGUUUUUUGGCUAUGAGAAUGUUUAUGCCAAAAAGUUUGCUUGUCUUUCUGUACAGAGUGAGGCUGGUAAUAUGAAGUCAUUUUUGAUGAAAAAUACAACAUCAAGGUCAGUAAUGUUAGAAAGAGCUGAGCAAGUUAUACAUGGACAGUACAGUGAAUUUAGUUCUAUGUUUUGGAUUGCCAGAAGGAGCAUGGUGUUUGCGAAGCAUUUAAGAGAUAUUGGUGAUGAGUUUAGAAGAGAGUAUCUUGAUUCUACUGAUGAAAAUGAUAAAACAGUUCUUGAAAGUUGGACACAAAUGAAGAAGAAUCAUGGUGAUGCAAAAGGUGGUCCAUACAUAAGUGUACAUCUACGGAGAAAAGAUUAUUUGUAUGCACAUAAAGAACAAGUUCCAAGUCUCAAAUAUGCUGCCAAACAAAUUAAAGAAUUACUGAAAAAGAAUAAAGUGAAGAAAGUAUUUAUAGCAUCAGAUUGUGAUGAAAAUGAUUUUGAAACACUGAAAGGUUUUUUUAAGAAAGCAGAGAUUUAUCGAUACAAGCCAACACAAGAAAUCAGAGAAAAAUAUAAAGAUGGAGGUGUGGCAAUAAUUGACCAAUGGAUAGCAGCCCAUGCCAGACAUUUUGUCGGAACUUACGUGUCAACAUUUUCCUUCAGAAUUCAGGAAGAGCGAGAGAUUUUAGGAUUUGAUCCAGAAACAACAUUUAAUAGAUUGUGUUCAGAAUCUGAAGAAGAAUGCGAACAGCCCUCUAAAUGGAAGAUUGUUUAUUGAUAUUAUAAUUUGUUGAUUUUUUGUUAUUUCUCCCACAUUUACAAUUAUACCAUAGUUCUGAUUAUGUAGGUUAAUUUAUGUAGUUUUCUGAUUAUGUAGGUCAAUUAAUGUACUUUUACUUAGUUAAUUGAACUAUAUUUAUUGAUAUAAAAGUGUAAGAUAAAUGAAGAACAAUUUUUUCCCAUACUUUAUGUUAUCAGAUAUU